UUCGCUUCCUGCUACACUAGCUCCAGCUGGAUCUUGUCAUCAGUGUCGAACCUUCUGCAGAAACAUUACUUUUAUUUUUACUAAACGGCCAUUAUUUUUUAUCACCAGACAGAAAAAAAAAUUGACAUCUCGCUAUGCCCAUAUUCCCGGAGCUGUAUUUUAAUGUGGAUAAUGGCUAUUUGGAAGGGCUUGUCCGAGGUUUCAAGGCAGGAAUCCUGUCGCAGGGCGACUAUCUCAAUUUAGUGCAAUGUGAAACGCUGGAAGACCUGAAGCUUCACCUGCAGAGUACAGACUAUGGCAGCUUUUUGGCCAAUGAAGCCUCGCCCCUUACGGUCUCUGUCAUUGACGACAAGCUGAAGGAGAAGAUGGUUGUGGAGUUUCGUCACAUGAGGAACCAGUCCUAUGAACCGCUUGCCAGUUUCAUGGACUUCAUCACAUACAGCUACAUGAUUGACAACGUCAUUCUCCUGAUCACGGGCACGUUACACCAGCGUGCGAUUUCAGAGCUGGUGCCCAAGUGCCAUCCCCUGGGCUCCUUCGAGCAGAUGGAGGCUGUCAACAUUGCCCAGACCCCCGCAGAGCUUUACAAUGCCAUUCUGGUCGACACCCCGCUUGCUGCGUUCUUUCAGGACUGUAUAUCAGAGCAGGACUUGGAUGAAAUGAACAUUGAGAUUAUAAGGAAUACCCUUUACAAGGCUUAUCUCGAGGCUUUCUACAAGUUCUGUUCGUCCUUGGGGGGAACCACAGCCGAUACAAUGUGCCCCAUUCUUGAAUUUGAGGCUGACAGGAGAGCGUUCAUCAUCACCAUUAACUCCUUUGGGACGGAGCUGUCGAAAGAGGACCGGGCCAAGCUCUUCCCACACUGCGGCAAGCUGUACCCCGAGGGCCUGGCCCAGCUGGCCCGCGCGGACGACUACGAGCAGGUCAAAGCUGUGGCUGACUUCUACCCUGAAUAUAAACUUCUCUUUGAGGGAGCUGGCAGCAACCCCGGAGAUAAAACACUUGAAGACCGGUUCUUUGAGCAUGAGGUAAAACUCAACAAGUUGGCCUUCCUGAACCAGUUUCACUUCAGCGUGUUCUACGCCUACGUCAAGCUGAAGGAGCAGGAGUGCCGGAACAUUGUGUGGAUCGCUGAGUGCAUCGCCCAGAGACACCGCGCCAAGAUCGACAACUACAUCCCCAUCUUCUGAGCUUCUGGAGAUAGGCUUAAAAGGAGACGGUCAUUGAGAGACCGAUAAGGAGAAAAAUAUACAGUGUAAUUGUUUUGGUUGUCUAGUGUGGUGUUGUGUAUGAAUGCCUGCUGAGUUUGUGAAACAUUGAGAAGUGGACCAAAAGUAUUUCAGCUGAGCCCCAACUGUAGAUGUCUAAAUCCCUGCAAGCUUGCAACAUUAUUGGUUAGUGACCAACAGUUCUUGUGGAAAAUCUAAAUCCAAGAAAUUGAGUAUUGCUCUGUGUCAUCAUGAAGUGUAGGCCAAUCAGUGUGUUUGAACUCACACAGCCACGCCUGCUCCAGUAAUGAAACUGGAGACAUCUCGCACACUAAAGACUUUUCACAGCAGACUGACGGCAUGCUGUGGCUCAGCUACGAGGCCUCGCAGUUACCUGUGAAAUAAAUAUUCCUGCAGAUUUAAAUGCUGGGAAGAGUUAAUCAAAUUAAACUGGGUCUCCUUUUCGGGUGAUAAGUUAUACAACUAAAGGCAGUGUGAGGCUUUGUCUAGUGAAACAUUUAUUUGUAGAAAAACUGCAACACAUUCCAUAUUUCAUCCUGUUGUUAAAUUCUAGGUAUGAAUUAUUGCAGUGUUAUGUAUGGCACGGUCAGCAUGUUGCGUGUUCAUUGAAGCCAGAAGGAACUGUUAAAUGUUGUACUUUUAAAUGUCUAGAAAAUAUUCUGCUUAUUUAAAAAUGGCCGCACUCACUUUCAUGUCCAUAAAAGGACUUGAUUGUAUUUUUUUUUUCUUAUAAAACCAUAUAUCGCCAAGGUUAUUGCAGUUCAAGGUGUCUACAGGUUUAACACUUGCCCUAAACUGAAAAGUGUAGAUUUACUGUUGCAGGAAUAAGAGCAACUUGUGUUCUGUCAGUCUAGGAAAUCCUCUGUACAUUCUGAAUCGUAUGAUGUGCUUCCCCAAUGUGAACCGAUAAACUUGCCUGGAGAAUCAGUAACCAAAACAUUAUUUCUGACGGCAUACAUUUGUGUAGAGAAUAUUGAUUAUCUGGAAUAUUUGAAAUGUGUAUAGAGUGAAAUGUGUUUUUUCCAGACCUUCUCUCGUGGUGUAUAUAUUCAUAUACAGUACUAAAGUGAGAUGUGAUAUACCUUUGUUUUGAUUUGUUGUGAAAAUAAUCUCCUAAAUGUAAUAAAAGUAAUUUAUUAUUCUACUAUAAGCAAA
Molecule: messenger RNA, 2384 nt
Organism: Conger conger (European conger)
Lineage: Eukaryota; Metazoa; Chordata; Actinopteri; Anguilliformes; Congridae
Product: V-type proton ATPase subunit d 1
Exons: 8
Coding region: 135-1190 (351 amino acids)
Biological process (GO): vacuolar acidification; proton transmembrane transport; vacuolar transport
Cellular component (GO): lysosomal membrane; vacuolar proton-transporting V-type ATPase complex; plasma membrane proton-transporting V-type ATPase complex
Molecular function (GO): proton-transporting ATPase activity, rotational mechanism
Source: RefSeq, a predicted model, not a curated record